This is a messenger RNA of Penicillium verhagenii, 3090 nucleotides long. RefSeq names its product putative nuclear serine protease HtrA2/Nma111. The record is from RefSeq and is a predicted model, not a curated record. Gene Ontology annotation, molecular function: serine-type endopeptidase activity; protein binding. Gene Ontology annotation, biological process: proteolysis. Bases 1 to 3090 code for a protein of 1029 amino acids. The transcript is spliced from 4 exons. NCBI's taxonomy places the organism in Eukaryota, Fungi, Ascomycota, Eurotiomycetes, Eurotiales, Aspergillaceae.
AUGGAUGCAAAUGGUGAUUCUGGUGUCAAGCGCAAGCGCAGUACUGUCGCCGGUGCUGCUGAGCGACCUUCAAAACAUCUUAAGCCCGAAGGCUCAGUUCUGACUCCAGGCGACUCAACACCGGCCAAUGGAACCGUCUAUGACGUCGAAGAAGAAUCGGAUUCGGGACACAUGCUCGCCGUUGGACCUGCUCAAGCAGACUCGCCAGAGUGGCAGGCUACAAUUGAGACAGUCGUGAAGAGUGUGGUAUCAAUCCACUUUUGUCAGACUUGCUCCUUCGACACAGACCUUUCCAUGAGCAGCCAAGCUACUGGUUUCGUUGUGGAUGCAGAGCGAGGAUACAUUUUGACCAAUCGGCACGUGGUGUGCGCUGGUCCAUUCUGGGGAUAUGUUAUUUUUGACAACCAUGAAGAGUGUGACGUCCGCCCUGUGUAUCGGGAUCCUGUCCAUGAUUUUGGUAUUCUGAAGUUUGACCCAAAGGCCAUCCGGUAUAUGAAGCUCACUGAGCUCAAGCUCCAGCCCAAUGCAGCUCAAGUCGGUACAGAAAUUCGGGUAGUUGGUAAUGAUGCUGGUGAAAAGCUCAGUAUUCUCUCGGGUGUGAUCAGUCGAUUGGAUCGCAAUGCACCCGAGUACGGCGAGGGAUACAGUGAUUUUAACACCAACUACAUUCAGGCUGCUGCAGCUGCCAGCGGUGGUAGUUCCGGUAGUCCCGUCGUCAACCUCGACGGCAAUGCUGUAGCUUUACAAGCUGGAGGCCGAGCAGAUGGCGCUGCCACCGAUUAUUUCCUACCUCUGGAUCGCCCGCUUCGCGCAUUGGAAUGUAUCCGACAGGGCAAGCCCGUCACUCGAGGCACUAUCCAAACACAGUGGAUUCUCAAGCCUUUUGAUGAAUGUCGUCGUCUUGGACUUACCCCAGAGUGGGAGGCCGCAGUGCGCAAGGCUGCCCCUGCAGAGACUAAUAUGCUUGCGGCUGAGAUCAUCUUACCUGAAGGCCCCGGUGAUGGGAAAUUGCAGGAAGGUGAUGUGCUGUUAAAGGUGAAUGGCGAGCUUCUUACACAAUUUGUUCGUCUUGAUGAUAUCCUAGAUUCUAGUGUGGGGGGAACAGUUCAGCUGUUGGUUCAAAGAGGAGGCAAAGAUCUUGAGGUCGAGUGUCAAGUUGGUGAUCUACACGCCAUCACCCCGGAUCGGUUUGUAACCGUUGCCGGUGGUACUUUCCAUAACCUAUCAUACCAGCAAGCCCGGCUUUACGCCAUCCCCACUCGUGGAGUAUACGUGUGCGAAGCUGCUGGCUCUUUCAAACUGGAGAACACCCUGUCUGGGUGGAUCAUCGACUCGGUUGACAAGCGACAAACUCGAAACCUAGAUGAGUUUGUAGGGGUGAUGAGAACCAUUCCCGAUCGCUCUCGCGUGGUCAUCUCUUAUCGCCACAUUCGAGAUCUUCAUACCAAGGGUACCAGCAUUGUCUAUAUCGACCGUCAUUGGCACCCGACAAUGCGUCUCGCAGUUCGUAAUGAUGAAACUGGACUCUGGGAUUUCUCCGAUCUUGCCGAUGCCAUUCCUGCAGAGGCCCCCGUGGCGCGCAAAGCAGACUUCAUUCAGCUGGAUGGCGUGAGCCAACCUGCAGCAGCCGAGAUUGUGCGUAGCUUUGUGCGUGUUUCCUGCACAAUGCCUUUGAAGCUCGAUGGGUAUCCGCAAGCCAAGAAGACUGGUUUCGGUUUGGUGAUAGAUGCUGAAAAGGGCCUGGUGGUUGUCUCCCGCGCUAUUGUGCCCUAUGAUCUUUGCGAUAUUACCAUCACCGUUGCGGACUCGGUCAUUGUUAUCGCUAAGGUUGUUUUCCUGCACCCGCUCCAAAAUUACACCAUCAUCCAAUACGACCCCAGUCUAGUGCAGGCACCUGUUCAGAGCGCCCGACUCAGCACCGAUUUCAUCAAGCAAGGACAAGAUACCAUCUUUGUCGGUUUCAACCAGAAUUUCCGCAUCGUGGUUGCCAAGACUGCUGUCACCGAUAUCACUACAGUUUCUAUUCCAGCCAACGCAUCUGCACCUCGGUAUCGAGCCAUUAACUUGGACGCCAUCACAGUGGACACCGGUUUAAGUGGCCAGUGCACCAACGGCGUUUUGAUCGGCGAGGACGGCGUGGUACAGGCUCUGUGGCUCAAUUAUCUUGGCGAGCGGACCCCCAGUUCUCAUAAGGAUGUUGAAUACCAUUUAGGAUUUGCCACACCUUCGCUUCUCCCUGUCACCUCAAAGGUUCUGCAGGGUUUUACUCCCCAGCUACGCAUUCUGAACAUGGAGAGCUAUGUUGUUCAGAUGAGCCAGGCCCGCAUCAUGGGUGUGUCCGAGGAGUGGAUUCAGAAAGUCGCUCAGGCCAAUCCUUCGCGCCACCAGCUCUUCAUGGUGCGUAAGGUUGACUGUCCAACAGCGGGAUUGACAACCGACACGGACAGUUUCCAAGAGGCGGAUAUUAUUCUCACUCUGGAUGGCCAACUUAUUACCCGGGUUUCCGAGCUGGAUGUGAUGUACGAAAAAGAAAUUCUCGAGGCCCUCAUCGUCCGAAACGGUGAGGAGAUGCGUAUUCGAGUUCCCACUGUGCCAACAGAAGAUUUGGAAACAGACCGUGCUGUUGUUUUCUGCGGUGCUGUUCUUCAGAGGCCUCAUCAUGCUGUGAGACAGCAAAUCUCCAAACUCCACAGCGAAGUUUAUGUUAGCGCGAGGAGUCGUGGCUCUCCUGCUUACCACUAUGGUCUUUCGCCAACCAACUUUAUCACUGCCGUCAAUGACACUCCGACCCCCAACCUUGAUCUCUUUGUCAAUGAAGUGCGCAAGAUCCCAGAUAAUACAUACUUCCGCCUGCGUGCUGUGACUUUCGACAAUGUCCCUUGGGUUGUCACAAUGAAGAAGAACGAUCACUACUUCCCCAUGUCUGAGUAUCUCAAGGAUCCCUCCGUAGCGGCCGGCUGGCGCACAAUCUCCCACGAUAAGACCGAUGAAAAGCUGGGUGUUGCACCUGAUGCAGCGAAUUUGAAUCCAGAUGCGAUGGAUGAGGGUCUGGAAGGUGGGGCCAGCGACAUGGAGCCUGAUAUGGAAUAA